This is a messenger RNA of Eruca vesicaria subsp. sativa (arugula), 2164 nucleotides long. NCBI's taxonomy places the organism in Eukaryota, Viridiplantae, Streptophyta, Magnoliopsida, Brassicales, Brassicaceae. The record is from the annotation of a GenBank genome assembly.
AUGACAGGUCCUUGCUCUUUCUCUCGGCUGCAACAUGUCUUUUUCUUCUUCCUACUCUUGUUCGUCCCAUGUCUCAGCUUACCACAACCAUUCUCUGUCGACAUAGACGGUUCUAACUGGGAUAUUUCUUCAGAGUCACAAUGUUUAUCCCAACAACAAGGCAACUUCUCCCACUCCCAAUACUUACACAACCUUAAACGUCUUGUCUCUUCCAUCCGUUCUCUCCGUUCCAACACUUACAACUUCUACAACCUCUCCAUCGGAACAAACUCAGAUAAAGUCGAAGCCAUUGGACUCUGCAACAGAGUACUCACCCGAGUAGACUGUCUCAACUGUAUCUUCCAUGCUGCAAACAAUCUAACCACAAUCUACUGUCCAGGUGAUAGAGAAGCUCAAAUACGUUCCACAAAGUGUAUGUUUCGUUACUCGGACAAACCCAUUUUUGGGAAACUCACAAUCUCCCCUGCCAUGGAGGUUUUGAACCCAAACAACGCUACUGCAAACAGAACCGAGUUUAUUAGAUUGCAGAGCAAGUUACUUAACCAGCUCAGACUACAAGCUGCGAGAGGUGGCCCUAAGAGGAAGUAUGCUCAAGGAGAAGGUCCUGGUCCUGGUCCUCCACCCUACACCAGAUUCUUCGCCACCACUCAGUGCACGCCCGAUCUGUCUCAUACAGAUUGCAACCGUUGUCUCAUUUAUGGUUUUAGGAACGCGACCAAAGGGAGAAUUGGAAUCAGGUGGUUUUGUCCAAGUUGUAAUUUUCAGAUUGAGAGUGGCCUGAGAUUCUUCCUUCUCGAGUAUGACCCUGAUGAUCUAUCAAUGAAAUCAGGAAUGAGCAAAACCAAAAGUAUUAUUGCCACAGUUGGCUGUGUUUUUGGUUUAGUCAUAAUAAUAUUCUGUCUUUGCUUCUUACUAACAAAGGAUAGAAGAAAAGAAAAACAAAGUCUCGAAGGCAAAGAUGUCAAAGACAGUAAGAUUAAAGAUGCACAAUUAUUUCAACUGGACAUUGAUACCAUAAGACUAGCAACGAGUGACUUCUCUCCUAACAAUCACCUUGGAGAAGGUGGCUUUGGUGCAGUUUAUAAGGGUGUUCUUGAUUCUGGGGAAGAGGUAGCUGUGAAAAGAUUGUCAAUGAAAUCAGGACAAGGAGACAUUGAGUUCAUAAACGAAGUCUCUUUGGUCGCAAAACUUCAACACCGAAACCUUGUUACGCUUUUAGGUUUCUGCUUAGAUGGAGAAGAACGACUUCUCAUCUAUGAGUUCUUCAAGAACACAAGCCUCGAGCGCUACAUAUUUGAUUCUAAUAGGAGAAUGAUCUUAGAGUGGGAAACACGUAAGAGGAUAAUCUCAGGUGUUGCUCGAGGUCUUCUUUACCUUCAUGAAGAUUCUCGUAUCAAAAUCAUUCAUAGAGAUCUUAAAGCCAGCAAUGUUCUACUGGAUGACGAAAUGUAUCCAAAAAUCGCGGAUUUUGGAAUGGCUAAGUUGUUUGAUACAGACCAAACAAAUCAAAUCAAGUUUACAAGCAAAGUUUCGGGAACCUACGGUUACAUGGCUCCAGAGUAUGCAAUGAACGGGCAGUUCUCGGUGAAAACUGAUGUAUAUAGCUUUGGCGUACUAGUCCUUGAGAUCAUUACAGGCAAGAAACACAACUGGUCUCCAGAAGAAGAAACAUCAUUGUUCCUCCUUAGUUAUGUGUGGAAAUGCUGGAGAGAAGGGAAAGUGUUAAAGAUUGUGGAUCCAACUCUGAUUGAAACAAAAGGUCUAAGUGAUGACAUAAUGAAAUGCAUUCACAUUGGUCUUUUAUGUGUUCAGGAGAAUGCAGAGAGUAGACCAACAAUGGCUUAUGUUGUUGUAAUGCUAAGUGAGAGCUCUUUCACGUUACCGAGGCCCUCACAACCUGGUUUUUACCCACUUUAUGGAGAAUCAUCAUCAUCAAGAGGCAAUCACACAAGUACUAUUCCGUCUUUCAAUAGUGUUUCAAUCACUCAGUUAGUUCCUCGUUAAUCCAUGAGUAAUUCUAUUGCUUUAAAGUCUACUACAGCAUGCAUGAUUGCUGAAUCCAGUUGAUGACCAAAACUUGUUGAUAAUGUUGUAAACAAUUUGUCAAGGAUAUUUACACUAAAAUGGUCAGGAGCUUAGAGCUGCAUUUCAAAUGAAAAUAGGU